Messenger RNA from Ricinus communis (castor bean), 3303 nucleotides. Its product is annotated as protein ALTERED PHOSPHATE STARVATION RESPONSE 1. NCBI's taxonomy places the organism in Eukaryota, Viridiplantae, Streptophyta, Magnoliopsida, Malpighiales, Euphorbiaceae. The transcript has 4 exons. The record is from RefSeq and is a predicted model, not a curated record. The coding region runs from base 712 to 2970 and encodes 752 amino acids.
UUUCUUUGUUAAUUUGAAGGGAUUACUGAGAUAAGUAAUGUAUUAACAUCACCUUUUCUCUUUUUUUUUUUUCCUUCUCUUUCUUUUGAUGAAAAUACAGUCCUUCUUUCUGUCUGUCACAGUAUCUAGCUCAACAAAAUCUCGUUCUCUCUCUCUCUCUUAACAUUCUUCCCUGCUAGCUAGAGCUUAUCUCAAGCCAUUUUUAGUUUUACAGGAGACAUAAAAUCACUUAAGAAACAUCUUCAUCUGUUAAAGAAAGAAACUUUUUCCUUUCUUUUUAUCUUUUUUAAGAAAAAAAUUUCUGUUGAAUGUAGUUUUAGCUCUGUAUUAUUGUCUCUCUCUCUCUGUUUUUGCUGCCAAGGGUUGUAAUGGGUUGCUAUGAAACUUCUUCAAGAACAAAGUCUGUAGCCGAAAUAUAACUUUCUCAAACCAAAAGAUGAAAUGGGUUGUUCCAAAGCAAGGUUACAGCUUUAGAAGAAACAUUAUUCAAACACAUUUAUAAAAGAAAAAAAUCCCACUUUUCCAUAGCUAGCUAGCUUAUGUAUUAGCCCCCACUUCCUUUUUAUCUUAAAAGAAUACGCAUUUUUUUCAAAGAAACCACCUUUCCUUCACUCUACACGGUCCCCAUUUCACGAAAAGCAGCAUCCACGCCUAUACAAGCCAAAGAAAACAAACAUUUUGCUUUAUACAGCAGAAGAAACUAAUUUAAGAAUGGGAUGUGUUGCCUCAAAACUAGAAGAAGAAGAAGAAGUGGUAUCCAUCUGUAGAGAAAGAAAGCGGCAGCUAAAACUAGCUGUAGAGAGAAGAUAUACACUUGCAGAAGCUCAUUGCAGAUACUGUCAGUCUCUGUAUGCAGUUGCUGCUGCUAUUAAGCUCUUUAUAGCUCGUCAUUCUUCACCAACUUCACCUUUCCUCAUUACUUUCCCUCCUCCUUGUCCGCCAUCUCCGCCUUCUACUGCUGAACACAAUGUAAUAACAAACCCAAUGUUUAUUCAACAAGGGCCAUCUGAAUCAACUUCCCAUGAAGCUAUUACUUGUGAGUCUUGUGGUUCUUCAACUACUACAUCAGAUUCUAGUGAGGAAGGGACUAAAGAAGAAGAGGAAAGAGAAGAGGAGGAGAAGCAAAGUUUUGGGUACUUUUACAUGCAAAUGCAACAACCACCUAUAAUGCCACAGUCAUCACAGACAGAUAAUUUCGGGUGGGAUUUCUUUAACCCUUUUGAUACUAUGAGGCCAGAGAUUAUUAGUGGUUAUAGGAGAAGUUCUGAUGAUGAUUUGAAGGUGGUAAGAGAAGAAGAAGGGAUUCCAGACUUAGAAGAAGAAGGAGAUAGAGAGGAAGAAGAGGAAGAAGAAGAUCAAAGAGAAGGAGAAGAAGAAGAAAAAGAAGAGAGGGUUAUUGAAGAGAAAGGAAAAGGGGAUCAGCUGGAAGAAAGCGCAAAUAAUGAUGUGGUAAAGGUGGUAGAUGGAGAUGUUAAUAAUAUUAAUAAUAGUAAUGGAAGCCAGGGAGACCAGAAGGGACUUACUGUUAUUGAUAUACCAGAGAAAGGUAGAGAACUAUUAGAUGCAUUGAAGGAUAUUGAAGACCAUUUUAUUAGAGCUUAUGAUUCUGGUAAGGAUGUUUCAAGAAUGCUUGAGGCUAAUAGAGUGUACUUGCAAUCUGGCUUGGAGGAAAUCAAAGAGAACUCGACAAAAUUCAUUCAAGCUAUUACAUGGCAGCGGUCUACUUCAUCUAGUAAGCCUUCAUCAUGCAAGAGUCUCGUUGCAUCCAGUUCUAAAAGUACAACAAACUGGACAGAAUAUAAGAAUGAUCUAUUUGAUGAUUAUGGAGGGAUGAUGGAUUCAGGAAGCCAUUCGCUAACACUUGGUAGGCUGUAUGCUUGGGAAAAGAAGCUCUAUGAAGAAGUUAAGGCCGGAGAUAGCACUCGGAAAAUUUAUGAAAGAAAAUGUGCACGACUAAGAAACCAGGAUGUCCGAGGAGAUGAACUAGCCAUGGACAAGACUAGAGCUGCAGUGAAAGAUUUAUAUGCUAGGAUCUUAGUUGCAAUCCGAAGUGCUGAGUCCAUCUCGAAGAGAAUCGAGAAGCUUAGAGAUGAAGAACUACAGCCUCAAAUAGUGGAGCUCUUGAAAGGCUUAACUCACACCUGGAAGAUCAUGUUGGAAUCCCAUGAAACCCAAAACAAGAUUCUGUUCGAAGUAAAAUCGUUUGCUUGCCCUACAAAUGGAAAAUUCUGCAAUGAUUCUCACCGGCUUGCGACGCUUCAGCUUGAGGCAGAGAUCCACAAUUGGCGUGCAUGCUUUACUGAGUAUGUUGCAGCACAAAAAGCAUAUGUUGAAGCCUUACAUGGUUGGCUAACGAAGUUCUUAGUUCCUGAAGUUGAAUUAUACUCCAGAGGCAGGCGUUCUGCAGCACCAUAUCGAGCUAAUGGUCCCCCAUUACUUGUGAUCUGCCAUAACUGGUUAUCUUCAAUGGCGAACUUACCUGAUAAGGCAGUAUCUCUUGCAUUAAAAAGCUUUUCAAAGGAUGUAAGGGCUCUGUGGUCUCAGCAAGGGGAGGAACAGCAACAGAAGAGGAAAGUUGACGGUCUUGCAAAAGAGCUCGAUAGAAGGACUCUGGCGUUGCAGAAGGCUGAAACAAGAUUACUCGAGUCUAAGCUUAUAGAAUAUAAACCCGAUCAAGAAGCAGAAGGCCACAAUGACAAUUGGACUGAAAAGAAAGAUCAGUUAGACAUAUUUAGGAAGAAGCUGGACAUAGAAAAAGAAAAACACCACAAGUGCAUGCAAGAAACACAAAGGAUAACACUAACCGGGUUUCAGACAGGAUUUUCGACAGUUUUCGAGUCAUUGGCAGAAUUCUCCAAGGCUUCUAUGAAAAUGUAUAAUGAACUUGUCAAUUGCACUGCAAAUGCUGGAAAACUAGACAGCCAAUCAUAUUUAGAGGGCAGUCAGGUUGAAGAAAAUGGCAGCAGGUGACAAAAGAGCUUGAAAAAGGAGCUUCAGGUAUUAGGGUUUAUGAAUUGUUUGUACAUUAUAUCAUGUCGAAGCAGCUCGCUGAGACAAAUUAAUUUUCAUUUUUAGCAGAUGUUUGUAGCAAGGGAUUACUAUUUGUUUAUUGUGAAUCGAUGAUGUAUUGCCCGCAUUUUUGUCGCAAAAGUCUUGUAAAUCUCCUGAUCUAAUGCUUCCUUGUUGACAAGAAGGACAAGAAAUGCAGAGAUAGGAAAUUUCAAGCGGGCAUUCCUUGUAAUUGUUUAUACUCUGGUGUUGAAUAGAGGGGUCUGGUUUACAUGUCUGGGGAAUGGUUAUGAA